AUGGUUUUACGUUCGUGCUACAUUCCGAUACUGCUGGGCUGGUGCAAUAUAGCCCUAGCACAAUGGGCAUCGACGACGACCUUUACCUUUGACGGCAACGCGUUGCCAACAGGACUGGUGGCAUCACCGGACACGGUGAAAGACAAAGAGUCCAACCUAGAUGCCACGUUUGAUCAUCAAUUCAAUGUCUCGAACGUUCAAGUUCAAGAUGGCUAUCUCGAGCUCCGAGUGCCAGGCGGCCAAACCACAAGCCCAAUCCAAUGCGCGGAGGUGUCGACAGACUUCGAAGUCAUGUAUGCCAGCGUGAUGACAUACGCGAUCCUGGUCGAUGAACCUGGUGUCUGUAAUGGCAUGUUUUUCUACCACUCCGACAGUCAGGAAGUCGAAAUCGAAUGGAUCAGUGAUGCCAACUCAACGUCAAACCAGAAUACCAACAACGGCACCCGUGUCAUGCAAUACACAAAUCAAGGCCCCCAUGGCACUGCCGACUCGUCCGAGGUCAAUGGUAUGGCGGCCGACAAUGCCACAGAGGCAGUCCACGAAUACCGUAUCGACUGGGUCAAUGGUGCGAGCACCUUCUUUCUAGAUGGUGUCUUCCAAUAUGAGCUGGAGACAAAUGUGCCAACGACAGCAGGCAACUGGAUCUGGAAUAAUUGGGCCAAUGGCGAUCCUGACUUUACAGUUGGACCGCCUGCCACAGAUGCAGUCUUCCGUAUUCAGAAGAUUGUCAUGCACUACAAUACCUCGGCCGACAAUACAGGCACCCCAUCUGCAGGCAACGGCACGGCUCCCGGUGGCGAGACCGGCGCAGGCGCAACGAUGGGUGGCCCAGCUAUGGUCCUGGCGGCUUUCGGCUCAAGUGUAUUGUCGUACCUGCUCUGGUGA
Molecule: messenger RNA, 885 nt
Organism: Fulvia fulva
Lineage: Eukaryota; Fungi; Ascomycota; Dothideomycetes; Mycosphaerellales; Mycosphaerellaceae
Exons: 3
Coding region: 1-885 (294 amino acids)
Biological process (GO): carbohydrate metabolic process
Molecular function (GO): hydrolase activity, hydrolyzing O-glycosyl compounds
Source: RefSeq, a predicted model, not a curated record